This is a messenger RNA of Porites evermanni, 495 nucleotides long. NCBI's taxonomy places the organism in Eukaryota, Metazoa, Cnidaria, Anthozoa, Scleractinia, Poritidae. The record is from the annotation of a GenBank genome assembly.
AUGGCCAACGUUUCAAGUUCAAAUUUGACCAGCAAGUUUUCAAACACUAUUGUGGACCAAGAGUUAUCUUCCCUAGCUAAGGCUAGUUAUAUCAUUAGCAUCAUCUUCAACAGCAUCACUUGUCCUUUCACGGUUUUGCUUAACGUGUUGGUGAUUUUGGCGGUGAAAAGCAGACCACGCCUUCAGAGUAAACCCAAUAUCUUGUUGGCUUGUUUAGCAGUAACGGACGCCAUGAAUGGUCUCUCAGCACAGCCGGCCUUUAUCUUUAGCAACGACACUGAAACUACUACGUAUGACCAGCUACCUCCGCAUUUCAGUCUAUUACCAGAACUUCGCCUCGCGCGUCCUGUACGUUUGUUCCGCGCUGCACCUGAUGUUGGUGACUUUGGAGAGACUUGUAGCGAUCAAAUUUACAAUGCGAUACCCGUACGUUGUCACAAACAGAAACAUCAAGGUGGCGGUGAUCGCAUUUUGGAUCGUUUGUCUUUGCUCUGA